AUGUGUUUCUUGGGGGCAAAGGACAGAGCUGGCUGUUGGUCAGGCCCCGUGCCUGGCUCCUCCGAGGGAUGGCCAGGCGAGAGGAGGCCAGGUGGACAGAAAUGUGACAGGAGGCAGUUCCUGGGCAUACUGCCUCCUGAGAUCCAGGCCUGGGUGCGAGGUCAGCGGCCAGGCAGUCCUGAGGAGGCUGCUGCCCUGGUCGAAGGACUGCAGCAUGACCCUGGGCAGCUGUUGGGCUCACCCUCCAGCCCUCUACUUGCAGCUCAGUCCCCUGAGGGGCACCAUGGACACCAUGAACCAGCCUCUACCUCCUUCCACCCACCCAGGAUUCAGGAGGAGUGGGGGCUGCUGGAUUGCUCACAGAAGGAACUGUACUGGGACGGGAUGCCGGACACGGUGGUCUCCCUGGGGUUACCACCCCACCAGCCAGAGGCACAGGCCCAGUCGGAGUUGGGGAUGCUGCUCACGGGGGCAGGCGUCAGCAGAAACCUGGGCUCAGGAGAUGAGAAUGAGGGUCUGCCGGGCUGCCCAGAGGCCCAGCCACCCCAGGGCCCGGGUCCUGCGGCCUGGGAUGGCCCAUCUGGGGCCACAACUCCUGCACCCACUGCACGCCCAGGGACACCACCAGCGCCUGCCAUGCCCACACCCAUAGAGACGCGACUGGAGCCGGGCGCCACCCCCAGGAAGCCCUACAUGUGCGAGCAGCGUGGCCGCGGCUUUGACUGGAAGUUAGUGUUUGUCAUCCACCACCGGACACACACAAGCAGGCCAAGUUCUCAGUCCCCAGGGCAAGCCACUGGCGAAGGCACAGAGAAACCGCCGCAAGGGGAGCUGGCCUUUCCGCGCCACCCGCGAUGGUCACUCACAGGCCCCCGGAGUUACUCAUGCGAGGAGUGCGGGUGCAGCUUCAGCUGGAAGUCGCAGCUGGUCAUCUACUGCAAGAGCCACGCGGGCCAGCGGCGCCACUUCUGCAGUGACUGCGGCCGCGCCUUUGACUGGAAGUCGCAGCUGGUCAUCCAUAUUAAGAGUCACCGGCGGGAGGCUCCGUUGAGCAGCCAGACAGUGCAGUCCCUCAGGGCCUCAGUGUUCUCAGAGCCUGGAUGCAGCCUCUGGGGCACCUGCAGAAGACUGGAGGCAGCAGGGGAUGCUGGAGUGAACAAGGGGUCCCAAGCCAGUCCCCUUCCCCUGGCCCGCCUUCCCCCAAAAGACCUGGGUGUAAAGAAAAGGAGCUGCUUCCUCCCUUCUUGCCCCUUCCUCCUGGAGGGAAGUCGGGGUUCCCUUCUAUGA
Messenger RNA from Saimiri boliviensis boliviensis (Bolivian squirrel monkey), 1287 nucleotides. The record is from RefSeq and is a predicted model, not a curated record. NCBI's taxonomy places the organism in Eukaryota, Metazoa, Chordata, Mammalia, Primates, Cebidae.